ACUCGGCGGUAUUUAAGGGAGAGCCGCGAGCGUAGCGCGCCAGUUGUUACUACGGCCGGUUGGUGGUUGGCUUUCGCGGACUGACAUUCGCUGGAUCAGUCCUCACGUCGCGUGGCGCCAAUUGUGCAAUUAAAACGCAUUAGACUAAUACAAAAAUUAUAUACAUAUAUAUAUAUACAUACAUACAUAAAUGUCUAAACUCUCAAUAAACAAUCUUGAUAAAUUAUCUCAAUAAACCUUAAUGAAGGAAUCGCUUAGUGACACUUAAGGCGAACUAAGCAAUCACGUGCCAAGUGAUGAACAGUUCACCAUUCACCUUCAUCUUUUAAAUUUUUCGUGAUAUAAAUAAAUAUCUUUUUCACAAUAAUAAACACGAUCGUAAAUAUAUAAGUGCAAAGUUAAGUGAAUACAUGAGAAACUACGAGGUUUUUUCUUAAAUCGGCGACGACGUUAUGUGAAAAUAUACAUAUGGCAUUAUUUGAACUCUUCACACCUGAAGAUCGAAAGAAUUUAACAUUUUUAAAUCUUGGAUCGUACAGAUGAGUGUAUCAAUGAGAUGCCCGAUGCUACUGCUGGCAUUGGGGUUAAUUUUCAUGCAAUCGUCAGUCGGAGCUUUACCACGAGAAGGUACAUAUUUUACACGAUCGAAUGUUUCGUCCGAACUCAUCGGGACGUCUUCCAGUCACAGUAUUUCGAUCAUCAGGAUCUUGUCCGAUGGACGAUUGGAACGGUUUAUCCGGUGGCCUGGAGCUUGCGCCAAAGAGAUCAUUAUCAAUUGGGGAAACACAGACGUGACACUGCGACAAGUCUGGCUUCGUAAGUCCAACAGAAAGCUGCAAUUGAUAUACGCCGGUGAAACAUUGACUGACUGUAUUGACGAGAAGCUCGCGUGGUGGGACGACAGCGAGUGUUUGCCCAGCUCUCGCGAUGUCUAUCGUUAUCACGAUGAAGGUGACGAGAUGUCAAUCGAGGUGUUCCAACUGGACGGUAAGGACUUUUCGAGGAUACCCCGUGACCUCUCUUGGCUGUUGUCGACAUCGGAGCUUCGUCACCGAUGCGAUCGCAUGAGAAUGCGAAUACAAAGCCAAGCCAUGGCUCAACAUCGACAUAGGAAAUAUGCAAAAUCAACGAAUGCGACAGCAAGUAAUGGAAAGCAAAUUCGAAGUCGGAAUCGGGCUCGAAGGGAUUUAUUCAUGAUACCAGGGACAAAAUGGUGCGGUCGCGGUGACCGUGCUACCAAGUAUACCAAUUUGGGCGGCUUCGGCAUAGCUGAUGCCUGUUGCCGCAAACAUGAUACAACUUGUCCUUUUUACAUACCGGCCUUCGAGUCGCGUUACGGUGUUUUCAAUUGGAGAAUUUCAAGCAUGAUGCAUUGCGCUUGUGACGAGCGAUUUCGCACGUGUUUAAAAAUGGCCGGGACUGCGUCGGCGGAUUUCAUAGGUAAAAUCUUCUUCGACGUGCUUCAAUCAAAGUGCUUUAUUCUGAAACCGCAAAAGAUAUGCGUGAAACGCACUUCCUGGUGGGGUAAAUGUCAACGUUAUGAAUACCGAAAACAGGCCUACGUACGAGAUAAUGUUCCUUAUUAAGGGUAUAGAACGUGAGAGAUUGCCAUAAAAUAAUGACGUAUUCUUCUUCCGAGGAUGUCAAUAGCAAUUCUCAGGGAUGUAAUAUUUUAUCAAACACUCAUAAUAUGUUCCAAAACUCAAACAAAGAAAUUAAAUCGAUUAAUUGAUUAAUUAUAUCAUCAAAGAUACGAUUGACAAUACAUCGUAAUGUUUUCGAAGAAUAAUUACAUCAAGUCUACUUAUAACCACGUCAGGCAUCUUAAGAUGUUAGAAAAGAAGAAAUCGUACGCAUGAUUUUUUCAACUUAUUUAUAAAUAAUUUCAAAUGCGUCUGUCUCAAUAAAAUUGUAAAUGAAGAA
Messenger RNA from Monomorium pharaonis (pharaoh ant), 1923 nucleotides. RefSeq lists its product as uncharacterized. Gene Ontology annotation, molecular function: A2-type glycerophospholipase activity. Bases 540 to 1586 code for a protein of 348 amino acids. NCBI's taxonomy places the organism in Eukaryota, Metazoa, Arthropoda, Insecta, Hymenoptera, Formicidae. The transcript is spliced from 5 exons. Gene Ontology annotation, biological process: phospholipid metabolic process; arachidonate secretion. The record is from RefSeq and is a predicted model, not a curated record.